AUGUCCUUGUCGCGAUCACCCUCCCCGCGCCCGGGCGGAGGUGGAGGGUGGUCCAGCCCGGGCCUGACCCCCGGCAGCGGCACCUCGACGCCGCGCAGUGGCGGCUACUCACCCUCGCCCGGCGCGCUGUCUCCCAACGUGUCCUGGGCGACAGCCAAAGCGAAAAGCGACGAGGUGCGCGGGUAUCCGUCGUUUUCAACGCGCAACUCGGGCUUCUUCUCGCGGCAGAAACAUCGCAUUUCGGCUCGUUUGCCCAGUUUUCGAUCCGACCCGCCCCGUGCGCGCGACUAUGUGGAUAAAGAUGAGUACGGGCGGAGACCUUGGCGCCCUGGUGGCGUUGGCCGUGGGUCCAUUGCCGUGCUGGGGAGGACGAUGCGCCGGCCGCGGUCGAGGUUGCUGUUGGGCUUCUUUGUGUUGUGGUUGGGGUAUAUGUGUUUCUGGACACCGCUCAUACAGGCAUAUCGGCGAUCACCUUUCGGCGACGGACGCAAGUUCGUCAUUAUUCUCGGCUCCAAUGUCGAGGGCGGUGUGAUGGAGUUGAAAGGCGCGCGAGAGUGGGCGAUCGAGCGAAACAGCAUCUGGAAUAAAGAAGAGUAUGCGCGCCGCUGGGGGUACGAGCUAGAGAUUGCCAAUAUGCUGGCCAAGAAACGGUAUUCGCACGAGUGGCGCGAGAACUGGGAGAAGGCUGAUGUGAUUCGCGAGGCGAUGCGCAAGUAUCCGCAGGCGGAAUGGUUCUGGUGGCUGGAUCUCAAUACCUGGAUCAUGGAAUACGGGACGGAUUUGCAAAGUCACAUCUUCAACGACCUGGAGUCGCACGUCUACCGCGAUAUCAACACAUUCAACCCCCUCAAGAUCAUGCAUCCCCUGCCUGAGUUCUGGCUAGAUGACCUCGGACGUGCCCUUGAGGGCGACGAGGACCCCAACUCGCUCAAUCUGCUCUUAACGCAAGACUGCUCUGGUUUCAACCUGGGCUCAUUCUUCGUCAGGCGCUCCCUCUGGACAGACCGAUUCCUCGAUACCUGGUGGGACCCCGUCAUGUACGAGCAGAUGCACAUGACAUGGGAACACAAGGAGCAAGACGCCCUGGAGUACCUUUACCAGAGCCAGCCAUGGAUCCGGAGCAGCGUCGGAUUCCUGCCCCAGCGCAGCAUCAACGCUUUCCCGCCCGGUGCGUGCGGCGAGGGCCAAGACCCCGUCGUGCACUACCAGCAGAGCGCACGCGAUUUUGUCGUCAAUAUGGCGGGCUGCAACUACGGCCGCGACUGCUGGACCGAGGUGUAUACGUACCGCGAGAUAAGCAAGCGGCUCAAUCGGACAUUAUGGCAGCACUUCAAGGGUGCGAUCAACACCGUGAUCGACAGGGUGCGGGGGCCGUUUGUGACGCUCGACGAGGAUGAUGAAUGA
Penicillium lagena is the source of this 1404-nucleotide messenger RNA. Its product is annotated as putative alpha-1,6-mannosyltransferase subunit. The coding region runs from base 1 to 1404 and encodes 467 amino acids. Gene Ontology annotation, biological process: protein N-linked glycosylation. Gene Ontology annotation, molecular function: glycosyltransferase activity. Gene Ontology annotation, cellular component: Golgi membrane. Lineage: Eukaryota; Fungi; Ascomycota; Eurotiomycetes; Eurotiales; Aspergillaceae. The record is from RefSeq and is a predicted model, not a curated record. The transcript is spliced from 3 exons.